UCAUGUGCUUUUUACCCCCCAAAUAAAAAAGAAAAAGACACCACCUGCACAAAUACAGUACUCCAACAUUGAUCAUACACACAUAAUAAAACAUAUUUGAUCGAUCAAGCUGAACCACCAAGCACGAGCAAAACGAGCAAAGCAAAGCCAUAAAAAAAGAAGAAGCAAGAAAGUGUCUGAAAAAGCUCGAUCAUCGCCUAGUCCACAACCCUUUCCCAAAAAGCACACACAAUUCAACCUUAAAAUAUAUAUUAAUGGAAGAAGAUGAAGACAUGCAUCCACCAUUUUGGCUACAAACCACCGACAAUCCUCGCAGUCGCCACCGCCCAUCGUCUCGCUUCCUCAACUCCGGUCUUCUUCUCCUACUUUUGUUAGUCAUUGCCCUUUUCUUUUUCUUCGUAGUAAUCCCUUCGUUUCUGUCUUCCACCUCGCAAAUAUUUAGACCACAUUUAGUGAAGAAAAGAUGGGACUCCCUCAAUCUAUUUCUCGUUCUUUUCGCCAUUGCUUGCGGAUUCCUCAGCAGAAACACAAACAACUACAGCAACAACGAAUCGAGCUCCUACGAAGAUCCAAGCAUUCUAAACGCAUUGCUAGAGGCUAACAAGUCGAAUCCAUCAACCCCACAUAGAUGGUACGAAUUAUAUGCAGAUCGGAGUACGGCUGGUCAUAACGAUAAUCACCCGAUGAUCAAUAGGUUAAGGAGCAGCAGUUCGUACCCUGAUCUACGUCAAGAGUCUGCGUGGGUAACCGUAGAUGAACGGGGGCGAUUCUACGAUGAUGCCCAAGUCAGUAGUCAUCGGUUUCCGGGCUCGGAUCAAGUGCAUUACGGCCAUUCUCGGCCAGAGCCUCAAGCAGAAGAAGAGGAAGAAGAAAACUCGAAGACGAAGACUAUAGAUCAGGUGGACACUUUUGUAGUCUAUACAGAGCAAUUUUCGUCAAACUCACAUCCGCCACCGCUACCUCGGGAUCCUAGGCCUCCGUCCCCACCUCAAACAGCGCCACCCAAGUUAGUUAAGCGCAGAGCAAAGAGAACAUCAUAUCAAGCUCUUGGUGAAUACCACCAUGAAAAAAUUGAAAACCUGGGAAAAAAUGAUUCAGAGGAAGCCAAGAAUCUUCAAACCCUACAGUCACCACCACCGCCGCCAUUGUUUCAACAUACGGAAGAAGCGAGCACUGGAGGCAAGAAUGAGAAGAAGAGGUCUUCAGAAGGCUCUUCUGGCGCCAAAGAUUUCUUGAGCUCGAUGAGGAGGAGGAAGAAGAAACAAAGACAGAAGAGUUUCGAAAAUUUCGACACCAUACUAGAGCCCCAACCUACUUCCUAUCUUCCUUUAUACCCACCACCAUCGCCCCCUCCAUCUCUGCCGUCCCCUCCGCCUCCUUCGUCUGUGUUUCACAUUCUGUUCUCUACCAAAAAGGGAAAGACCAAACAAGUUAAAUCAGAUGCAUCACCGGCCCCGCCUCCGCUGCCACCAGCACGGGCCAAGAUAGUGCGAGCAGCAUCAACAACCAAAUCUGGAAGAGGGCCUAUUACGGCCAGUAAAUCUCCGCUGCCAGUUAAGACAAACAGUUUCAGUGGUGGCAACGGAAACCUGAGAUCCUGCAAUGAGUCUCCACUGGUUCCGACACCUCCGUCACUGCCGCCGUUCAGAAUGUGGGGCUCGAAGUUUGUGGUGCAUGGUGACUUUGUUGGGACGAAAAGCAAUACUAGCUCCCGAAGCGUUUCUCAGGGCGUAGAUGAUGAUGAGGAGGGAAAUUCUUCGAGAGGCGCAGCUGGAAAGGACGGUCCAGUUCCAACGACGAUGCCGAUGAUCUGUCCGAGCCCGGAUGUUAACACCAAAGCUGAUACAUUCAUUGCAAAGUUUAGAGCUGGUUUGGAGUUGGAGAAGAUGAAUUCCAUCAAUGAGAGGCAAGGCAGGGGUAAAUUCAAUACAGGACCAGGACAAAGCCCAGAUGCAGAAACCGUACAAGGAACAGGCCCAAUUAGAGUUUGAAGUUGUAAUGGCUAGACUGCUUUUGCUUUCGAUUGUCCUUUCGGUUUUGCUUUUCUUUAUUUUCAAUAGCUGUUCUAUUCUCGAAUUAGAGUAUAUUAUUUAUAUUAUUUAAAUAAUAAAAUUUAAUUUGUAAAAUUUAAAUUUAAAAA
Messenger RNA from Carya illinoinensis, 2140 nucleotides. RefSeq lists its product as uncharacterized. The record is from RefSeq and is a predicted model, not a curated record. Lineage: Eukaryota; Viridiplantae; Streptophyta; Magnoliopsida; Fagales; Juglandaceae. Bases 255 to 1991 code for a protein of 578 amino acids. The transcript has a single exon.